AUGGCGCCCCUCGAAAACGGCCAUGCCAAUGGCUUGACCGAAGAUUCUUUGCCCGCCACAAGCUCUUUGGCGAACUUGCGCUUCUCCGAUAUCCCCGACGCCAUCGAUAUUCCGGCUUCGAGUUUCGACAGUGAAGUCGAAGUCAGCCUCCUCGACCUCCCCGAAGACCCGACCGAGCUCUGCACCCUGCUGGAGAAUGAACGGGCGGCUAAGAACUUUUGGGUGAUCAUUGCAUUGGCCUAUGCCAAACGCAAGCAGAUCGACCAUGCCAUCGACAUCCUGAACAAGGGUCUGGCCUCGGUCGCCCACGGUGCUACCAAAGAGAAACUCGGUCUUCUGGGCUGGGUUUGCUGGUUGCUACUGUUGAAGAGCCGACAGGCUCCCCGUGUUGCACCGGAAGGAGAGCUCUACUCUGAGGCAAAGACCAAGGAUCACUACCUGCAGCUGGCGACCUCGACCCUCAAUGAAGCAUCGCGCCUGAACCCGGCCUACCCUCCUCUUUUCCUGGCGCGCGGUGUCCUCUGUCUUCUCCGUGCAUCAUUGCACCCACCUCGUGCUGUCCGUCCCGGUGCUAUCGACACAUCCGAGCGUGUGGAAUCCCUGCGACAAGCUCUGAAAUGCUUUGACGAAUCCUCCAAGGCCUUCGGUGGCCGCAAUGUGAUGGCUCUUCUGGGACGUGCUCGUGCACUCUACAUGCUGGGACGAUACCCCGAGGCUCUUGAUAGCUACCAGAAGGUCCUGAUCAAGGUGCCCAACCUCACCGACCCUGACCCUCGUAUUGGUCUGGGAUGCUGUCUGUGGCAGCUGGGCUUCAAGGACCAAGCGAAGGCUGCAUGGGAACGAUCCCUCGCCUUGAACCCCGAUUCUAAAGUCGCCAACAUCCUCCUUGCCGUGUAUUACCUCUACGAUAGCUCUCGACGCUCGGCCGAUGAUCCCAAGUUCGGCGACCUGUACAAAAUGGCCAUGACCCAUUACACCCAAAAGGCAUUUAAGCUGGACAAGGAUUACCCCAUGACCUGCGGCUUGUUCGCAAACUUCUUCAUUCUCCGCAACCAAUACCCGACCGCCGAAACUCUUUCCCGCAAGGCUAUUGAGCGGACGGACGUGAUGCCCAUUGCUAGUGAUGGCUGGUACCUUCUUGGUCGCAAGGCCCACUACGAAGGUGAUUACGCGCGUGCGGCGGAGUUCUACAACCGUUCCGACCAGGCUCGUGGUGGCGGUGACAAGGGUUACUUGCCAGCCAAGUUCGGCGCUGUGCAGAUGUCUGUCAUCAACAAGAACUUUGACGAUGCCAAGUUCCGUCUUGAGAAGAUUGUUCAGCAAUCUAAGAAUGCCGAGGCCAUGACCCUCCUGGCAACACUACACGCGGAGGACGUCUUCGCCGCGCAAAAGGCCGGCAGCAAGGAAGACAAGUCGAAUGAAACAAAGCGAGCAAUACAACUGCUCGAGUCUGUGCGGUCGAUGUGGAAGGAUGAGAAGCUACGGCUCUCUCCCGACGAAUCGGUCCUGGUGUACCUCGCUCGUCUUUACGAGACCUCGGCCCCGGAGAAGUGCAUGCAGUGCCUGACCCAACUGGAGGACCUGCAGAUUUCAGCCAUUUCUGAGAGUGACCGACCGGAUAUCGACAAUGCGGACGACUUGAAGGCUGCUCUCCGUGAGCGUCUGCCCCCGCAACUUCUGAACAACAUGGGAUGUUUCCUUUACCAGCACGAGAAGAUUGCCUUGGCACGUGGCAUGUUCCAAUCCGCGCUCAAUGCCUGUGUCAAUGUCGCAGAAACCCAAGAAGGCUUCGACAAAGAUGCCCUCAUCACGAGUAUCAGCUACAACUUGGGCCGCACUUACGAAUCGGCGGACAUGUGGGACGAGGCCAAGAAGGUCUACGAGGGUCUUCUCGAGCGACACAGUGACUACACCGAAGCUAGUGCCCGUCUAACGUACAUCGCCCUGCGCCAAAGUCCCACGGACGAAGGACCCAAAAAGAUGGCCAAGCUUUACGAAAUGGACAACUCCAACCUGGAGGUCCGGGCCUUGUUCGGCUGGUACCUGAGCAAGUCGAAGAAGCGGGUGUCUAACGUCAAUGAGGACUCUGAACUGCGCCACUUCAAGCACACCCUCCAGUAUUAUGAAAACCAUGACUGCUACGCCCUGACUGGAAUGGGCAAUGUGCAUCUCCUUGCGGCCCGUGACAUGCGCCGUGACUCCGACUCAGAAAAGGAGAAACGCCGCAGGAUGUAUCAGCGUGCCGUGGAAUUCUUCGAUAAGGCCCUGCGGCUGGAUCCCAAGAACGCAUACGCCGCACAGGGUAUUGCCAUCGCCCUCGUGGACGACAGGAAGGACCACAGUUCCGCCGUCCAGAUCUUCUCUAAGGUCCGCGAGACCGUCAAGGACCCUAGCGUCUACCUCAACCUAGGCCACGUGUUCGCCGAGCUCCGACAAUACACCCGCUCAAUCGAGAACUACGAAACCGCCCUCUCCAAGGAUCGUGCCCGCGACGUGCAGAUCCUCGCCUGCCUGGGCCGAGUCUGGUGUCUAAAGGGCAAGCAAGAGACCAACAUGGUCGCCAUGAAGACAGCGCUGGACUAUGCCCAGCGCGCACGAGACGUCUCCCCCGACCAACUCCAUCUCCAAUUCAACGUGGCCUUCGUCCAGAACCAAAUCGCCUCAUUGGCCUAUGGUCUGGGCACCACCCAAAAGACUCUCCAAGACAUCCAGGAAGCCAUCGAGGGCCUUAAGGAAGCCAUCGAGACUUUCGAACGACUCUCAAAGGAGAAAAACCCGCCCUACCCCAGCCAAGCCCUCGAACAACGCGCCAACAUGGGCCGCACAAUCAGCAAACAGCUCGACCGCGCCAUGCAAACCCAAAAGGAGUUCGAGGAGCAGAACGCCGCGAAACUCCAGCAAGCCCGCGAGCUUCGCGAAGCGGCCAUCAAGAAGCGCGAAGAGGAGCUGCGCAAGGCGCAGGAAGUGGAAAUGGAGCGCAAGCGAAAGAUCGCUGAAGAGCGUGCCCAGAUGGUUGAGGAGACGAUGCGUAUUGCUGCUGAGCGUGCGGAGGCUGAGCGUGCGCGUGAGGAGGCGGAGUACACGGAUGAUUCGCAGGGUGAGAGGGUUAAGCGCAAGAAGAAAUCUUCGAAGCGGAAGAAGAAGGGUACUGAGGAUGAUUUCAUUGCUGGUGAUGAGGAAGUUGGCGAGACGCGUGAGGAGGGUAGUGAGGUUGAGGGUGGGAGUGAGACUGAGGCUGCGCCGAAGAAGCGGCGUCGGUUGGAGCGGCGGUCUGGUGGGAAGUCUGCGCCUGUGGGCAAGAGCUCUUCUAAGUUCAAGAGCUCGGAGCGCGUCGAGGAUUCUGAUGACGAUGACAAUGAGGAGCGCGUUAGUAGCCCGGAGAAGGAGGACGAGGACGUGGAUGAGGAGCAGAGUGCUCCUCGCCGGAGGAACAAGGCAUCUCGUCGGAUUGCCGACGACGAUGACGAGGAUGAGGAGGCUGAGAAGCCUGCCGGGGAAGAUGAUGAUCUUUUUGGGGACGAAAACCCUGACCAGAUGGAGGAGUAA
This is a messenger RNA of Penicillium argentinense, 3546 nucleotides long. Its product is annotated as putative RNA polymerase II transcription elongation factor (Ctr9). The transcript is spliced from 2 exons. The record is from RefSeq and is a predicted model, not a curated record. Gene Ontology annotation, molecular function: RNA polymerase II complex binding. Gene Ontology annotation, cellular component: Cdc73/Paf1 complex. Bases 1 to 3546 code for a protein of 1181 amino acids. Lineage: Eukaryota; Fungi; Ascomycota; Eurotiomycetes; Eurotiales; Aspergillaceae. Gene Ontology annotation, biological process: regulation of DNA-templated transcription.